CUCUCUAUUUGAUGUAUUUCUAUGCCGGAGGUCCCCGGUCGGCGCUGUGUUUGACUACAUGGAUAAGUUAGCUUUAAGCUAACCCCGCAAUGGACCAUGUCCCCAGUUUUUGCUCCUCAGAAACUUCUGAAGAAAACGGGGAAGAAACCUGCGACGGUUCCUCGGUAGAAGACGGAUUUGUGGACGCUUUUGGUGACCUGGCUGCCCUCCCGGUCGAGGUUGGAGAGCGAAGACCGACGUGUUUUCGGUGCCGGUGAGCUGAAUUAAAGUGAAGCUAAUGCUAGCUAGCCCAAUUAGAAUGAGUGGAGCAGGCAGGGAAGAAACCCCUCAUCCCAUUCCCUCAGUCUCUUCCUCUCCUCCUCUUCAAAAUACUGGCAUGUGUUAAUGAAGGCACAGAUGUAUAUGUCGUUAUACAGAAAGAUGGGGGAUAAUAAAUGAGCAUUCACCGUCACGUCUUCAACUUUCCUCCCCUGUAGUCGCCCUCAGAAGGUGUGUCUGUGUCCUUUUCUCCCAACUCAACCCCUGGAGGUCUCCACCUGUCUCUACGUAGUGCAGCAUCCUGCAGAGGUAAAGUCGACUCAGAUCACGCUCAUAUUGACACAUAUGAUUGCCGUUUAAUGCACAUGCACAUUAUCAAUACAAACUUUAAGAGCACUGAAGGACAGGAUCAUGAGUCUGUGCAGAGUCCUCAACUGGUUUCAGAGUACUUUCUUUAAUAAGAACUAUUUUGAAAAUGUUACUAAAGUCAGGACAAAAAGAUUAAUAAAUUUGCAAACAGCACUAAAUGACACCAAAAAUUAUUUAAUUGAUCAAAAUGAAGUAACUAAAGAGCAAUGCCAAUAAAUAUUCAAGAUGUAAUGGGAAAAAAAACAAGUUAAUUAUAUUAACUUGUAUUAAUUAACAAGUUAGUUAAUUUUACGCAGAGAUAUUCCUGCGUAAAAUUAAUUUAGGGUCAAACACACCGUAACACCGAGUUAGACACCCCCUCAAGAGAUAAAUGUUGCCGACCGCUUGCUUCACUAGUUAUACCAACUCAAGUAAUGACCGCAGGAUAGCAAUAUACAGCGGUCUGAGGGGCCAUACACAAACCUCAACCAAAACGCCACUCUGUAGCCACAAAUAAUGCUCAGAACAGCACCAAACUUCAUCAACAGUACAUAUAGGGUCCCAGCCAUAGCACUAGUCAUCAAACAUCUUUUUAGCUUUGCCUGAUUUCUUUAGCAAAGAGACUAAACACAACUCACCUGCUCUCUUUCAGCAGCCGCUUGUUUGUAGCAAGACCUCGGGCCAGUCCAUUACGGACUGCUGUGGGGUGACGCAGCUCAAGGAAGAACAUUUAUGAUCAUUACUUAAUCAUUUCCUUGAAGUAACAAUCACCAUAUUAAUAAUUUUGCACUGCAGAUAUGGUAGUUCUGCCUUAGCGUCUCGGUCUGAUUGCAUUUCCAUGAAGAAAUUAUCAUAAAGGUUCCUCCUUGAGCUGUGUCACCCCGCUGCAGUCCAUUUGUUUGUGGUUUGUUUAUGGCUCCUCAGACAGCUGUGUAUUGCUAUUAGGGCUGAAACGAUUACUCGAGUAACUCGAGUAACUCGAUUAAUAAAAUUCCUCGAGGCAAAUUAUAUGCCUCGAGGAAUCGUUUAAAUCCGGAACCAUGUGCAGCGCACGGUGUUUGACACGGACGGUUAUUUCUGUUGCGCAGAAGCGUGCUCUUUCCGCUCCUUCCGCUGCCGCGCGUUUGGUUCAAUCAUGGAGGGAAACGAGGACAGACAGAAGCUGUGUCCGAAAUGGCAUACUGCCUGCUAUCUACUUACCUACUCAAGCAGUAGCUACUGCCUACUGACUACUCAAAGAUGAUUUGAGUAUGCCGCGGCUGCCCGAGCGUUUACACACAUACAUACUAAAUACCCCAGAAUGCAUUUCGUGCCGGCCGGACGCAGCGCCGGGAAAAUUUAAAUAGUCCUACCACAAGCUACAUAGAACGACUGCAUACCGGACAAAUUAUAUAAAUUCAUUCAAUAAUAAUAUUUUUUUUUAGCGAGAAAGUAAGUGUUUACAUCACGAUUAUGAGCCCAGUUGUUUGAAAUAGUGGCUGUUUGUAAAUUUGUCUCGGCGUUUUCGGAGACCGAAGCGUCCACUUGGUCGGUGUUUGCGUCUAUUUACCGUAAACACCGGGCAGCAGCAGCUCCCCCUUCACGUUUCCAAAUUAUUGCGAAGUGUUUUCAUAAUCAACAUCUACACGACACAAACCGGGCGGCAGUGGAUGAAAAAAAUCACACAAACAUCCGUGUAUCCAUGGUGAUAAUGCUAUACACCACCUGCUAGGCGUGUGAUGAGCAGCAGAGGGCUGCAAAAUGACCAACACACAACAACAUGUAAAUAAAAAUGUAACACUUUUAUAUAUUGAAUAAAUGUACAUCUGCUUGUCAAAUUAUGUUAGUAUCCAAGAAUUAUAUUAUUUCAGCCUAUUAAUUAAACAAGUAAAAUUAGAUCCAAAGCCUGGAAAUAGUUGUGACUGGUUUAGUGAAAACUGCAAAGAUCAUUACCAUAGCAAUUAAAAGACCAUCUGCAGACCUUGCCUUCAGUAGUUUCAUGUGAACUACAUGGUAAAAUGUAAAACUUUUGGUUCCUGAUUUAUGCAGUAAAAAUAUUCAUUUGAAAGACCUGGCCUAUUUCAGUUUUGUGUCUUACUGAUGGUUUUUAAUGAGGCAAACGUGAUUCAAUGCAAAGUAUUACAGUGAGAGCAAAACAUUUCUUAUCCGAUUACUCGAUUAAUCGACAGAUUAAUCGAUAGAGUACUCGAUUACUAAAAUAAUCGAUAGCUGCAGCCCUAAUUGCUAUCCUGCGGUCGUUAUUAAAGUUGGUAUAACUAGAGAAGCAAACGUUCAUCUCUUGAGGGGGUGUCUAACUCGGUGUUACUGUGUGUUUGACCCUAAAUUAAUUUUACGCCAGAAUAUCCCUUUAAGGGGGAAAUUAUAGAGCAGUUUCUCCUAUACUGGCAUUGCAAAUUUAAGUACAGUAGAGAGUUUGAAUUGGCUGUAAAAUUAAAAGCAUGUGAGACUAAUCAAGUGUACCUCACUGAAAUACGAGUGAAACUUAAGGCAGGGUUAGUUCAUUUAUAAAGCUACAUUCAUGCAUUCAUUUCCACCCGAGAGCACAAGUAACUUACAAACCCCAUGGCUUAAGUGUCAGCAGUGUGGGAGUAUUUUAAACUCGGAAACAGUCGAUCAGGUGCUUGCAUUAUAUACUAUAGGGUGUCUAGUGUUAUAGAAAGAGCCCACUCUAUCUUGACUUUUAGUUUCCAAACUCAUGGUCCACCAAAAAAAAACUUCAACAUGUUCAAAUCACUGUAAAAAAAACCCCAAAAAAACAAUGUUUUGUGUGACGCUCCAACUAUCUCCACACAAAUAAGACAGUCACCUCACCUGUAUAAUAAAUAAGCAUGCAGUUGAAGAUGGUGUGCCCCCCUUAAGCAACAGAGGAAGAGGCUGUUGUGCCAAAGCAUCAAACUCAGGACUUAAAAAGGAAGGAUGAGCAUCCUUGAGAGAGUGAGUGAGGCUGAAUUUAUUGCUUCAGAAACCAGCUCAUCUUAGCAGACUGCAGGUUUUUGCUGCCCUUGGGAUCCACAGUAUGUCCUCAACCCUACAUUUCAGACACAGCCCUUUCAGAGCUACACAGCAAAGUCUGUGACAAGAGUUUUAGAGCAUAAAUUUGGAGCCAAAUACUAUAAUAUAACCUUAAAUAAGUUAAAGUAUAUUUGAUUUGGAAUCGUCUUUAGUCUUUGUUAAAAUAACUCAAUCAUUAAAUCAAUAUUAACCUUGAAAAAAUGUGAUCAGGGUGAUCAAUGAUGCUGUUUAUAACUUUAAACACUACUGGCAGGUGGCUUUAAAAGAGUCUGUCUGAUCCACUCAGUCUAACCUCUGGUUGACUUUCAGGAGAGCAGAGUCCUCCGCACAGUGCCUCUACUCGCUGCUUGUUUGCCACAAGGAAAGUGCAACGUCAUAGUCGGACGCAGAUUCAAUGAAGAAAAGUGAGCUGUUUAUUUUGCUUGUAAACUGAUCUCCCGGUUUUCCAUCUUUGUCUCUAAAGAUUCACGGGUAAUUAUCUCCUCUCUCCUCAGGCAUCCAGAGCUGGCUGCAGUAUGUCGGGACAGCCGAACGCUGAUCCUGUACCCGGGCCCAAAAUCCCAGAACCUGGAGGAGUUGGUGCAAUACCAGGAAGUAGGAAGUGUGAAACAUAAUGUGAUCAUCAUAGACGGCACGUGGAGCCAGGCCAAAAACAUGUUCCUCAAAAACAGCCUGUUCCACCUGCCCAAACAGGUGUGUAUGCCUGUCGCAUCAAAAAGUGGGUAAAGGGGAGAGUAAUUUCAUUUUCAAAACUGAUAGGAGCUCACAAAAUUCAGCCAAUUACACUGUUCAAGGUGUGAUUAGAUUAUGAGACUAAACCAUUAAAAAAAAUACAGAACGGAAGAGUUCACUCUGUACACCUGAGACCGUCUAAAUCCUCUGUUACUGUUACUCCCACGGGCGGAGGAGCUGCUUCACCCACAUGAAAUGACUAACAGGAAAUCAAAGCAAUGUACAAAAAAAAAAAAUCAUCUUUUAAAUGUGGGCAAGUGAACACCGAGGACUCAUCAGCAUUUCUUCUUCUUCUCCUCCCUUUGGUGUUCCCAGUCAUGCUGGAUGCAAUCAGAUAUCAGCCUGGACUGGAAGAAAGUGUACUUUGAAAAGGAUCCUGUCUCUUAAAUAUUCAUUAGCAGACUCUCUGAUCAGCUCCAGAUAAUCAGAAGAAGGUGGUGGAUAGUUAAAAUUUAGGCUUUUUUGAUCAUGUUUAAGAGUUGUAGCUCUUAAGAUUUCAGUCCUGGUUGAUUUUGCAGCAUCCAUAUUUACCUCAACUGUGUUCCAACACUGAUUUAUCCUGUUUAUAGAAGUGUGGCAGAAGAUCCCUGGUACAUCCAUUCAAAGUGCAGCCUCAUUUUAUUAGAAUAUGAUUGGUAAAGUUAUAACACUUCAGUGAUGCACAUUUAAGAAUUAAAUUAAUGUAACAAGGGCUGAAUUUGACUUAAAGUACACAAUUAAAGCCUUUAUUGAUAAACUCAGUUGCUUGCCAGGUGUCAAAAAGGGAAAAUACAACAUUUACACUGCUUUGUUUCAUCAGGUCCAGCUCAACAGGACACUUUCCAGUCAGUAUGUGAUCCGCACACAACCCUCCAACAUCUGUCUCUCCACGCUGGAGUGUGCUGCUGUUGCUCUGUCCAUCCUGGAGCGGAAUGAUGACAUCCAGGAGGUGAGAUCUGAAGUAAUCCCGAUAGUGUGUUCGCGUAGUAGUAUUAUGUGAGUUUUAAUCCCGAGGAGUAAAGAAUGAAACUUUAUGGGACUUAUUUUUCCUGAAGGGGGAAACCCAAACGCUGGCACACUGGGUUAUGACCUUUUUGGGGAAAACUGGUGAAACUGCAGGCAAACUGUUGGUUAUCUGUGUAGAGAGAAGUUUCCCUGAGCUCAUGUUUUUGCAGCUAUACAAUUAAAACAGAGAGGUUAGAGGUAGAUGGCCCAACCUAAACAUUAAAAGACCUUAAAACACUUAAUAAAGCUCAGAAGAAUGACAGAGUUGGAAAACAAUAACUGGAAAACAAUGAAGCAGGACUACCAGAAACAAAAUCCGUGGAAACAUUGAUUUUCUUAUACGAAUUAACAAUGAGAAAAGAGUCUGAUUUAUUACAUUUUUUAUGACUCUUUCUGCACCAUCUGUUUUCCAGGUUCUGCUGAGGCCCCUCAAAGCCCUGUGCUCCUUCCAGCUGCAGCACGGCGCUCAGAUUCAUCACAGCAAGGAGCAUCUGUUAAAGAACGGCAUGUAUGACAAGCCCAUGCCCAAGAACAAACGCAAGAUAAAGAGGAUGGAGAAGCUCGUCACUGAUCACAACAUCUGCCCGAGAUGAGGGGGAGAGACUGGGGAGGGAACAGAGCUCGACUCGUACCUGAUACAGAGCUGUUAGAGCUACACAGGACCGGAUCAUCGGGGCAGCGUGUAACAGCAGCGUCGCAGUGCAGGCACGGAAACAACUGGACUUUUUGGGAAUUUUUAUUCUUUCUCUCUUUGAGUAUUUUAAAAUGCUGGUUAAUUUAAUUUAUGUUUAAGUUAAAGUGUUAGUUUGAGUGUCAUGGCGGGACAAAAAAACCCAGAUUCAGACUUGAUUUGUUUUUAAAACGGUUUACAUUGUUUACAGUGGUUCUGUUGUACCUGACUUUGUGAAUACAGUGGAAUACAUCUUGAAGGGCUAAUUUUCACUGAAGUUUUAUAAAGCUAAAUCUUUGUUGAGAUAUGUAACAAAAUAAAAAUUUCUCCAACAGUUAAUAUUAAGAUUUAUUCAAACUGCUGCUGUAGAAGGCCUACCACAGCUUAUUACUGGAUGUUACUGUACGCUGACGUAAAUCUGGCUGGUAAUGGAGUUUAAAAUUAGCCAAUUAUUGAUUCUCUUUAGUUGUAAAUCAAGCAGGUCAAGUGACUUUUAUUUUAAGUCAUAAUUGGAUUAAAGGAGGUCCACUUAGCCAUUUAGUUCAUCUUCUAACUGCAGAUGUCAUUAAUCAAAUGUACACAAAUUAGCCCCCUAAUUCAAUUAAACCCUUAAAAUACCUAAAAUUAGCGUUCGUCUUUCUCUGCGUUCAAAAUUAAAUGCAAGUAUCAGGAGUCCUAAAAAGAGAGACAACUCUUUACUUGUCCGCAUUUAAUGUUAGUGUCUGUAGUGACCGGACUUUAGGUUGCAUGCUUUUUGGAGGUUUUGCAGGAAUGUUUUUCAAGCAUCAACACUCAUGAAGAGAUUUUAUUGUUCAAUGAGAAGAAACUAAUUUGAACUAAACUUUUAUUUCUUUUAGGAGAAACGAGAUUUAUAAUCCUGAUGAAAUGUCAGGGAUGACAUUUGUGCAAAAGAGAAGAGCAUUUUGAUUAAUCAAAAUAAUGUGUUUUUGAUUCUUUUAUUCAUAAUCGGAUUAAAGAGUAAACUCCUGAAUAUUCCUGUAUUGGUCUAAUGAAACAGGUAACCACUUUUUAAAAAAAAUAUAUAUUUUGGCAUGUAUAACACUAAAGAUUAGAGAUCUAGCAUCUUAAAUUAUUUUAACAUGCUGGAUAAUUAUUAAAAAAAAAAUAGAUUUACAGCUCAGCAAUGUCGAAUUUCUCAAAAGGAUGGUUAUUUGUAUACUCAAAAGUUUUUCCGCAAACUUCUGCUUCAGUGUGACAGGUUACUUUGCCUCCUGCUCACCUAUAUUUUUUAGUUUGAUGGUUGAAAUCUUCCUCCUGACAUGCAGCCAAUACAUUUUCUAUUAGGUUCAGAUCAGGCGAGUUGGCAGGCCAAUCCAAAAUAAGGUCAGUAAACCAUUUGGGAGAAGUUUUGGCACUGUGGGCAGGUGUUAAAUGCUGCUGGAUGAGGGAAUUGGCAGCUUCAUUAAGCUUGUCAGCAUAUGGGAGCAAAAUACAUGUUUUUAAAUAGCUGUUUACUGAAAAUGACAUUCUGGUUUCACUUUCUUUAAUGACUAAUGUAAUGGAAAAAUGCCAAACUUUUUUACAGUGGGCUCAUUUAUGCACACCUGUAUAUUGACAUCAAAUGAAGCCUAUUAAAAUGAAAAUACAUGAAGCU
Molecule: messenger RNA, 7619 nt
Organism: Xyrichtys novacula (pearly razorfish)
Lineage: Eukaryota; Metazoa; Chordata; Actinopteri; Labriformes; Labridae
Source: the annotation of a GenBank genome assembly